Molecule: messenger RNA, 2595 nt
Organism: Labeo rohita (rohu)
Lineage: Eukaryota; Metazoa; Chordata; Actinopteri; Cypriniformes; Cyprinidae
Product: extracellular calcium-sensing receptor-like
Biological process (GO): G protein-coupled receptor signaling pathway
Cellular component (GO): membrane
Molecular function (GO): G protein-coupled receptor activity
Source: RefSeq, a predicted model, not a curated record
AUGUGGAUCUCCCUAAAUAUCUGCUUGUAUCUGUCCCUUAACUAUAUCUCUGCAGCUUCAAUUCUCAGACCAGAUACUUGUCAGCUUCAGGGACACUUCAGACUGAACGGAGUGUACCAGGAUGGAGAUAUUAUACUUGGAGGCCUGUUUGAGGUUCACUUAUUCACGGUGUUCCCAGAGCUGAGCUUCAGAACAGAGCCAGAUCCACCAUACUGUGAAAAAUUUAACAUGGAAAGCUUCCAGCAUGCACAGACCAUGGCUUUUGCUAUAGAUGAGAUCAAUAAGAAUCCAAACUUGCUGCCUAACAUCACUCUUGGUUACCAUCUUUAUGACAACUGUGUGAUGCUAGGAAUGGCCUUCCGGGCUGCCAUAUCCUUGGCUAGCGGAACAGAGCAGUCCUUCUCCAAUCUAAACUGCAGUGGUCCUCCUCCAGUCAUUGGGAUUGUGGGGGAUCCAAGUUCAACUCCAUCCAUUGCAAUUUCCAGUGUUCUGGGGUUGUUUCGUGUACCUAUAAUAAGUCACUACGCCACCUGCUCCUGUUUAAGUGACAAAACAAAGUACCCCUCUUUUUUCAGAACAAUCCCCAGUGAUGCCUUCCAAGUGCGGGCUAUGAUUCAGAUUUUGAGGCAUUUUGGAUGGACAUGGGUUGGUCUCCUCUACAGUGAUGACGACUAUGGAAUCUAUGCUUCUUUGUCCUUCAAGCAGGAAAUCCAGUUGUUUGGAGGUUGUGUUGCUUUUUCUGAAAUCCUGCCCAAUGAUAACAAUCCCAGAAAUAUUCAACAUAUAAUGGAAGUGAUUCAGUCCUCUACAGCUAGAGUGGUGGUUGUUUUUUCAACUUUACCCUACCUGCUGCCUUUGAUGGAUGAGGUGGUUUUGCAAAACCUGACAGGCAGACAGUGGAUUGCCAGUGAAGCUUGGGCCACUGCACCCGUUUUUCAGACUCCACAUUUCCUGCCCUUGCUAAGGGGCACACUGGGCAUCGCCAUCAGGCGUGGAGAGAUCCAGGGACUUCAUGAGUUUCUGUUACAUCUCCAUCCCAGCAAUGAUUCGAAAAAUAAUAUGUUGAGGAUCUUCUGGGAGAACAUGUUUGUGUGCAGUUUUCAAACCAAGAUAGAUGGAGAACAAAUUAAAAAGCUGUGUACAGGAAAUGAGGAUCUGAGCGCCACAGACACACCAUACACUGAUGUUUCAGGGUUGAGAGCAGCUUAUAAUGUGUAUAAGGCAGUUUAUGCCCUGGCACAUGCACUUCAUGACCUGAUGCAGUGUGAGGAGGGGAGAGGACCAUUUAGUGAGAACAGCUGUGCCGACAUAAUCAACCUGAAACCGUGGCAGCUGGUCCACUAUCUAAAGAAAGUGAAAUUCACCACAGGCUUUGGGGAUCAAGUGUCUUUUGAUAAGAAUGGAGAUGCUUUGGCCAUCUAUGAUGUGUUGAACUGGCACCCUAGCUCUGAUGGAUUAGUAAAGGUCCAAGAGGUCGGUGUAGUUAAUGAAGGUUCGGCAGGGAUGGUGCUCACACUGGAUGAGGAUGCAAUAUACUGGAACUUUGAGCCUAAAAAACCCCCACGAUCUGUGUGCAGUGAGAGCUGUCCCCCAGGCACCAGACAAGCCACAAGAAAGGGCCUUCCUGUCUGCUGUUUUGACUGCCUGCCAUGUGGAGAUGGAGAGAUUUCUAAUACAACAGAUGCCAUUGAGUGCACAAUGUGUCCAGAUGACUUCUGGUCCAAUCCAAAUAAGGAUCAGUGUGUCCCCAAAGUUGUUGAGUUUCUGUCCUAUGAGGAACCUCUGGGCAUUUCUCUGACCACUGCUUCCCUGCUUGGCACCUGCUUCUGUGCUGUUGUAAUGGUCAUCUUCUGUUAUCACCACAACACUCCAAUUGUACGUGCAAACAAUUCAGAGCUUAGUUUCCUGCUGCUGUUGUCACUCAAAAUGUGUUUCCUGUGUGUUUUGUUGUUCAUUGGCCAGCCACAGUUGUGGACAUGUCAGUUAAGACAUGCUGUAUUUGGCAUAAGCUUUGUCCUGUGUGUGUCCAGCAUCCUGGUCAAGACUAUGGUGGUAAUAGCUGUGUUCAAGUCAUCUCGACCAGAGGGCAAAGGAGCAAUGAAAUGGUUUGGAGCAGUUCAACAAAGAUGCACAGUUCUGGUCCUAACAGCACUUCAAGUUGUGAUAUGUGCAAUCUGGCUAUCAACUGCCUCUCCAGCACCACAUAAAAACAACCAGUAUAUCCGCUCUAAAAUAGUAUAUGAAUGUGCUAUUGGCUCAGUGGCUGGUUUUUCUAUGUUGCUGGGAUAUAUUGGCAUAUUGGCAGCAGUGAGCUUCCUUUUAGCCUUUCUAGUGAGAAACCUUCCAGAUAAUUUUAAUGAAGCAAAGUUCAUCACUUUCAGCAUGUUGAUUUUCUGUGCUGUGUGGAUCACCUUUGUUCCAGCAUAUGUGAGCUCUCCAGGGAAAUAUGCAGUGGCUGUGGAGAUUUUUGCUAUUCUAGCCUCUAGUUUUGGACUAUUGGUGGCCAUAUUUGCCCCGAAGUGCUACAUCAUCCUUUUUCACCCAGAGAGAAACACUAAAAAAGCCAUCAUGGGAAGAGAAAAACAAAAUAAAUAG